AUGUCGACAUUGGUAAACAACCUCUUGUCAAAGCUCACGACAGAAGAAAAUGGAGACACAAACUCACAACCCCAACCACCUCCCAAGCCAGAAAUGUCAGAGACACCACCUCGCUUCCUCAUAAUAGGCGCAGGAUCUCGAGGGCAAAACUACGCUGCUGCCAUUGACAGUGUCUCCAAUGGAGUGGUCGCCGCUGUUGCUGAACCCCUCAAGUUCAAGCGCGAGUCCCUUGGCCGGGAUCACAUCUGGGGCAAUGGUUCCCCGAAAGAAGGGCAAUCGUUCCAUGACUGGCGAGACUUUCUCGCAUACGAACAAGAUCGUCGAAAUAGAGUUGCUGCUGGAGAUGAGAAUGUUCCAGAAGGCGUCGACGGUGUCUUUGUUUGUGUUCUUGACGAGAUGCAUCAUGAGGUUAUCGUUGGCCUUGCACCGCUCGAAUUACACAUCAUGUGCGAGAAGCCUCUUGCCUGUUCUCUCCAAGACUGCGUCGACAUGUACAAAGCCAUGCGGCCUUAUCAACCUUCAAAGGUAUUCUCUAUAGGUCACGUACUGCGCUACAGCCCUCACAACAUCAUGCUACGCAAGCUCCUCGUCGAGGACCAUGUCAUUGGCGAUAUAUCAAGUGUUGUUCACACCGAACCUGUGGGCUACUGGCACUUCUCCCAUUCAUACGUGAGAGGAAACUGGCGGAAUGAAAACACCACUGCCCCGUCGCUUCUGACAAAGAGUUGUCAUGACAUUGACUUGUUGCUUUGGCUGCUCUGCUCUCCGGAAAAGGCUGGACAAGGAGAGCCUCAUAUUCCUGCAACGGUGGCUUCCUCUGGUGGCCUUCAUCUGUUCAAGAAGAGUAGAAAACCCAAGGCAGCGGGGUCAGCAACGAACUGCACAAAGUGCCCCCUUGGAGACGAAGGCUGCAAGUUCUCGGCAAAGAAUAUCUACCUCGGUCCAAAGCUCAAAGGACUGCAGUCCGGCAACACUAGAUGGCCCGUCAGCAUCGUCGUCCACGAUAUCGAGGACUACCCAUCUCAAGAAGAAAAAGAGGAGCAAGUCAUGAAGGCCCUCGUGGAAGACUAUGAUGAGUCGACGCCCAAGUCCGAGGUCCAGUCCAGGAAUUGGUUCGGCCGUUGCGUCUUUGAAGCAGAUAACAACGUUUGUGACGACCAGUUUGUCACAAUCACAUGGCCUGAAUCCACUCAGCCGGCAAAGACAGCGACUCUACACAUGGUCGCCCAAACGACCAAGAUCUGCGAGCGAUACUCUCACUUUUACGGCGAGCACGGCGAGGUCUACGCCGACUCACGACGCAUCGUAGUUGAAGACUUCAACACGGGCGAAACAAAGACUUAUCACCCCCGUGUUGAAGACCUUGGUCAUGGUGGAGGAGACUUGGGCCUUACACGUCAGUUUGUCAUGGCGUGUGAUCGUGUCAAGAAUCAUGGCUGGGAGGCUCCUCGUGCGCAGGAUGAUUUCAUUGGAUGCACUCUCGAUGAGGUACUACGAAGCCACGCCAUGGUCUUUGCAGCUGAGGAAGCGAGACUCGGCCGAAAGGUCCUUGACUGGGAAGAAUGGUGGGACAAGGCUCUUGGAAAGCAAUUGGGGCUGAACGGGCAUGCAUAA
Molecule: messenger RNA, 1614 nt
Organism: Fusarium pseudograminearum CS3096
Lineage: Eukaryota; Fungi; Ascomycota; Sordariomycetes; Hypocreales; Nectriaceae
Exons: 1
Coding region: 1-1614 (537 amino acids)
Molecular function (GO): nucleotide binding
Source: RefSeq, a predicted model, not a curated record